Molecule: messenger RNA, 4399 nt
Organism: Osmerus eperlanus (European smelt)
Lineage: Eukaryota; Metazoa; Chordata; Actinopteri; Osmeriformes; Osmeridae
Product: potassium voltage-gated channel subfamily KQT member 2-like
Exons: 18
Coding region: 172-2943 (923 amino acids)
Biological process (GO): potassium ion transmembrane transport
Cellular component (GO): voltage-gated potassium channel complex; membrane
Molecular function (GO): voltage-gated potassium channel activity
Source: RefSeq, a predicted model, not a curated record
GGAAGGAUCUCAGAUGAGAGCAUUGCAGUUUGCACGCACAUCGCAGUUGGCUUUCCAGUAGGAUCAAGUCGACCGGCUGCAUGCAUUCACGAGCACACACCCCUCUACCGGUGAUGCCACCUCGGGGCAACCGCACCAACAACUCGCCGCUUUAGUCGCCUCGACUAUUGAAUGGAGCAGAAAAAUCUCAACGGCGGGGUUUACCCAACUCAAGCCGGAGAGAAGAAGCAUAAAGUCGGUUUUGUCGGGCUCGACCCAGGGGCUCCUGAAUCGAGUAGGGACGGCGCGCUGCUCAUUGCAGGUUCGGACAGCCCCAAGCGGAACAGCAUCCUCAGUAGACGGAGGUCCAGCGUUGCAAAAGGAAGACCAUCCAGGAGAAAUGCCAGUUAUCGGAAACUACAAAAUUUCCUGUACAAUGCACUGGAGAGGCCGCGGGGAUGGGCGUUCAUCUACCACGCUUAUGUGUUCCUGCUGGUCUUCUCCUGCCUCAUCCUGUCUGUGUUUGCCACCAUCAAGGAGUUCAAGAACAGCUCAGAGAGUGCCCUGUAUAUCCUGGAAGUCGUGACCAUCGUGGUGUUUGGAGUGGAGUACAUCGUGAGGAUCUGGGCGGCUGGCUGUUGCUGUCGCUACCGAGGGUGGAGGGGGAGGCUGAAGUUUGCCCGGAAACCCUUCUGUGUAAUUGACAUCAUGGUCCUGAUAGCGUCGGUGUCGGUAUUGGCCGCUGGUUCCCAGGGAAACGUGUUUGCCACCUCAGCCAUCAGGAGUCUGAGGUUCCUUCAGAUCCUGCGCAUGUUGCGCAUGGAUCGUCGCGGAGGCACCUGGAAAUUACUAGGAUCUGUAGUUUAUGCCCAUAGCAAGGAGCUCAUCACUGCAUGGUACAUAGGCUUCCUCUGUCUGAUCCUAGCUUCUUUCCUGGUGUACUCCGUGGAAAAGGACGACAACGACAUGUUUGAGACCUACGCCGACGCCCUGUGGUGGGGCCUGAUUACUCUGACUACGAUAGGCUACGGUGAUAAAUUCCCCAAGACGUGGAACGGACGUCUGCUCGCCGCUACGUUCAGCAUGAUCGGGGUGGCGUUCUUUGCCCUUCCCGCUGGUAUCCUGGGAUCAGGGUUUGCUCUGAAGGUGCAGGAGCAGCACAGACAGAAGCACUUUGAGAAGAGACGCAACCCUGCCGCAGGCCUCAUCCAGGGUGCCUGGCGGUAUCAUGCCACCAAUCUAGGCCGCACUGACCUGCUGUCAACAUGGGACUUUUAUGAGCAGACCGUCUCGCUUCCUAUGUACAGACUUAUACCUCCCCUGAACCAACUGGAUCUCCUUAGGAAUCUGAAGGGCAAGUCAUUUAGGAAGGAGUCCCAAACAGACGCGUCCCCCAGUAAUGCGAAUUCACCCAAAGGCAGGCUUUGUGGCUGCUGCCCAACAACCAUUAGUCGCAAGGCCAGUCUGAAGGACAAAGUGUUCCCCAGUCCAUCCAGGACCCCGGGGGCCAAAAGCAGGAACCAGUCACCCGGGGCCGAGGAUGGGGCAGAGGGCUUCAUGGAGCGUGGGCGGGGGCCCAUGCAUGCUUUUCGGAUGAGGGGAAGCACGUCUCGCCAGAACUCUGAGGCAAUUGAGGGGUUAAUAAAGGCCAGCUUGCCUGGAGAAGACAUGGCCGACGAUAAGAGCUGCCACGGCGACUAUUUUACUCAAGAAUUAUCGCCCGGGUUAAAGGUCACCAUUAGAGCCAUUUGCAUCAUGAAGUUCCUGGUAUCAAAGAGGAGAUUCAAGGAAAGCCUUCGCCCGUAUGACGUCAUGGAUGUGAUAGAGCAGUACUCUGCAGGCCACUUGGACAUGCUGUCCCGGAUUAAGAACCUGCAGUCCAGGAUAGAUAUGAUUGUGGGGGCCCCCCCCCCAUCUACACCUCGCCAUAAGAAGUCCACUGAAGGCCCUAGAGUUGACCAGAUUAUUGGUAAAGGUCCUCCAGUGUCGGAUAAGGGUCCCAAAGGUGCCGGUGAAGGAGAGGCCCCCGAGGACCCCAGCAUGAUGGGACGACUGGGGAAAGUGGAGAAACAGGUGGGCUCCAUGGACAGGAAACUGGACUUCCUGGUCAACGUGUACGUCCAACGCAUGGGCAUCCCGCGCUCUGAGACGGAGGCCUUCUUCAACUCCAAGGAGGCCUACCCAGCACCCCCUUACCUCAGCCCCGAGGAGAGCAAGGAGGAGAAGGAGGAGAAAAUCGAAGUGAGGGAGGAGAAGGAAGAAAAGACCUGCUCUGCACCUGAGGUGGUUUGCUCCGUAGCUUCAGUGGAGAGGAAGUCCCCUCCGCUGGAGGCUCUGUCUGUGGGCACCACCUCAGGUAGCCAGGGGCGCCCCUCCACAUCCUGGCAGCACCAGAUGCAGCAUCCCCUCAGCCAGCCCGCAUGGAACAGCAGCGUGGCCAACACCCCCUCGCCCAUAGGGGGCGGCGGAGAGCACUCGCCCCCCCUGUUCCGCCUGCCGCCCCCUCCCGCUCCGGUCCACGAUCGCUCGUCCUCCGGUCCGGGGGGAAGCGGCCGGGAGAGCAGCUCCCAGAGCAGGAAGCGGCAGAGGAGGCAGAGGCGCCAGCCGGAUGUGGCCGCCGUGGAGAGCGACACGUCCCUCUCCAUCCCGUCUGUGGACCACGAGGAGCUGGAGCGCUCCUUCAGCGGCUUCAGCAUCUCCCAGGCCAAAGAAGACUUCUUCGGAUCGUCCUUCUAUAACGGCGGGGCCGUCACUGGAGCCGAGGCCAGGACCGGGGCUGGGACCGGGGCUGGGGCCGGGGCUGGGGCCGGGGCUGGUGAUUCCCUCUGUGCCAGGGUUAAGCCUUACCUCGCAGAGGGGGAAUCGGACACAGACUCUGACCUGUACACCCCUGGGGGCCCUUCCCCCGUCUCCUUUACUGGGGAGGUGGCUUAUGGGGACAAGGGGUGGCCGGGACUCAAAUAGAUCCACAACAGCUGGUUAAUGUAGAAAAUGAUUAUAAUACGAAUCUGCAAUGUCCCUUGGGGAUCAAUCAAGUACCUACGACUACUAUGUGAGGUAUGCAAUUAUCCCGGGGUCUUGAGAAGCUUGACUUAAUUGCCAAUUGAAUUUGAAAAACAUGUACGAAACGGAUGCUAAUAAUUUCUGAUUACCUGAAUGAUGGUCAUGAGCCGAAUAUAGAAUAUUCAGUUAAGAGGGAUUGAUCAACGAUUAUGUAAGGGUGCCCCUUAACAGUAAUAAGGUUGCCUUUCGUGUUCCCGGCUGCACUUAAGAUACUAGAGUACUAGCAACUUAAUUAAAAUGUAUUAAUUAAAUAUAACUCUAGAAUCAUUUAAUUUAAUUUACUUUACUAAUAAUUCCGUAAUGUUGUUUUGGAGCUCAGACAAUAAGACACCGUUAAUUAUAGACAGCGGUAAAAUUGUACUUCGAUCAGUGAAUGAUUUAGCAUAACAAAAUUGAUAGGUUGACUACUGUGCUUUGCGUUAUCCUCAUAGUACAGCAAAUAAUCAUUUGUUUAAUGCUUCACAAUAAGAGAUUUUUUUGUUGUUGUAAUUGUAUGGUUUGACUGUUUAAACAAAGAUCUGCUGCCUGGAAAAAGCAUGCCUCCAUGGCUUGAGUAAUGCACAUGUGUGUUGAUAAUCAGUUAGACCAGUAAUUCAGGUGUACUGUAAAAGCGGGAAUCAACAGUGUAACCCUAAACCCCUAUUUUUUGAAGACUAAGUGCAUGGCAUGUACAUGGUUUUCUUUAGAGAUAGAGAAUAGGACAGCGUCAGAUAACAUCCUACGGAAAAAGAUCUGUAUCUUUCGGAAAAACACUGAAAUUGAAUAAAAAUGCAUGUAGUUACAGGGCUCAAAUUACAGUUACAUAGAGUAUAUGCAAAGGCUUUGCAAGUUUUUUAUUAAUUUGUUUCUGGCAGAUACAGUAUGUCAGCACAAUGUCAACAGUUACCCACAUUAUGUAGAAGUUAGAAGUUUACUGAACUUACAACUGUGUAAUACUAUGAAAAAAAUGUGCAUUUGAAUGUAUGUUCUGUACUGUAAACGCUUAAUGCACCCUCUCUCUCACUUUAAUUUGAACCAGAAAAAAUAACCAGAAAUGCAAAGAAUAAACAGUAAGGAAAACUAUCCCUUUCAAAUAAGUCUUUUAGUAUCUCUAUACAUUAUCUCAUAGUCAUCCAAUUUGUCACAAGUCGUUUGGAAACAAACUUUUUAAUUUUUUCCUAUGCUACAUUUGUAUGCCAAAGCUCUUCAAGUUCACAUACAAUGGUACAAAAACACUGGUAUUUUUCCAAAUAUUAGCUUGCCAGCAUGUUCUUAAACCCAAAGAUGUGACCACCUGUUUUACAUAUGUACUUAUGUUUUUGUAUACUUAUUCCCUCUUUCACUCAUCUCUUGAAUAACGAAUAAACUUUAUACCCGA